Vitis riparia (riverbank grape) is the source of this 2361-nucleotide messenger RNA. RefSeq lists its product as uncharacterized. The transcript has a single exon. The coding region runs from base 556 to 1878 and encodes 440 amino acids. The record is from RefSeq and is a predicted model, not a curated record. NCBI's taxonomy places the organism in Eukaryota, Viridiplantae, Streptophyta, Magnoliopsida, Vitales, Vitaceae.
AUCAUCUCCAUUUAUUCAGCCUUAAAAGAUAUGUCAUAAAUUUAUAUAUAAUGGGAUGUGAUAUUGGUGAUCUUCGUGAUCUUCAACGUGGAUUCUUGGCCUUUUUCAGAUAAGUUUCUAUGUAUCUCCUGUGUUGAAGAGCAAUGAGGUUGGGUGAUUUUCUUUUGGAUUGGAUUUGAUUUGAUUUGAUUUUUCUUGUAUUUUUCCAUAAAUUUUGGGUGAUUUUGGAGUUGUUUGUCUCUGCACUUGGGGUUUCUCUCUUUCCUUUUCUUUUCCCAAAUUGCGAAUCUUCUUGAGUAAAUUUUUUGGCUGGGAGUUGGGUUUCUUGGUGGGUAUUUCGGGGGUGUGAUAUUUGGGUAUGAAAUGGUGUUGCUUUCCUGAGGAUCUGUGUCCAAUUUGGGAGGGAAAAGGGGACAUGGGUAUGGUUGAUUCUGAACUCAAGACUCCAUGAAAGCUUAGAGAAAGUGGCUUCUACUUAGCAAGAAAUACUGUGAACUAGGGUUUCAAGGGAAAUGGGUGUAUGGGUUUGACCUGAAUUGUUGUAUUGAUCAAGCAAUGGAAGGGAAUUUGAAUAUGAUACCUGGUGGUGCGCCUUAUGGAGGUCUUGAUCUGCAAGGAGCGACACGAAUUCACCAUCAUCAACAUCCUCAUAACUUACACCAACAACACCAUUCUCACUCUCGCCAAGGGACGAUGAACCAUUCGUCCAUCCACCAUGAAGUUUUCCCACUCACAAUGGGCUCAAUGCAAGAUUGUGACCAGUCCAUUUCGAUGGCUGAUUACAAUAAGGGGGAGAAGGGGAAGGCCCUGACAAGUGAUGAGGAUGAACCAAGCUUUAAUGAAGAUGCAAUUGAUGGGCACAAUGAUCCCAAUAGAGGAAAAAAAGGGUCACCAUGGCAGCGGGUGAAGUGGACUGAUAAGAUGGUGAGGCUUUUGAUAACGGCUGUUUCUUAUAUUGGUGAGGAUGCUGCCUCUGAAUGUGGUGUUGGUGGGAGAAGGAAGUAUGCAAUUUUACAGAAAAAGGGCAAGUGGAAAUCGGUGUCAAAGGUUAUGGCUGAAAGGGGUCAUUACGUUUCACCACAGCAGUGUGAGGAUAAGUUCAAUGAUCUUAACAAAAGGUAUAAGAGACUUAAUGAUGUGCUAGGGAGGGGCACCUCCUGUCAGGUUGUUGAGAAUCCCGCACUUUUGGAUAUGAUGGAUCACUUAACAGAGAAAACGAAGGAGGAUGUUAGGAAAAUUUUGAGCUCAAAGCAUUUGUUCUAUGAAGAGAUGUGUUCAUACCAUAAUGGAAAUCGAUUGCAUUUGCCUCCUGACCCAGCAUUGCAGCGAUCUUUGCAGUUGGCUCUUAGAAGUAGAGAUGAGCAUGAUAAUAGUGAUAUGAGGAGGCACCCACAUGAUGAUCUUGAUGAAGAUGAUCACGAUGCUGAAGUGGAUGACCAUGAUGAAUUUGAGGAGAGUCAUGCUUUACAUGGUGAUAACAGAGGAGUAUAUGGGAUGCCUGUGAAGAGGAUGAAACAAGGACAGAACCAGGAAGAUUUUAGUUUUGGGAAUCCCUCAAAUUCCCAGGACUGCAAUAGAAGUCCUCAUCCUCAAAGUGCUCAUGUUGAUAUGAAUCAAGUGUACCCUGUAGGCUCAGCAGAAGAUUUGUUACAGAAGCAGUGGAUGAGAUCCCGCUCACUUCAAUUAGAAGAACAGAAGCUACAAAUUCAAGAACAGAUGUUGGAAUUGGAAAAACAGCGGUUCAAGUGGCAAAGAUUUUGCAGGAAAAAAGACAGGGACUUGGAUAAGCUGAGAAUGGAAAAUGAGAGGAUGAAGCUUGAAAAUGAGCGCAUGGCUUUGGAAUUGAAGCAGAAGGAGAUGGGUGCCAACUAUAACUAAAUGGCUGUUGUUGAACUUGAUUUGUCAAUGUAUCAGGACUUGCAUGCAACAAACUUUCUUUUGUUGUUGGUAAGCUGCUAUUGAUCUUAAUUGGAGUGUUGCAUGAUUGAUGGAAGAACUUUGUUGGAAUCAUAUCCAUCUCUACCUGCAUAUAUUGUGUGAUAUUAGGAUAGUGUAAACCACCUGUGGGUUUCUUGCUGUUUUGCCUACAACCCAAUGGUAUUGCCUGAGAGUGAAGAAUUUAUGGCCAGAAACUUUUGUUUUUGUAUUGGGUUUGUGUUUUCACUGUAACCUUGAUAGUUUAAUAUCAGACUUUUUUUGGCUGUUCCUUUUGAUGAAAUUCAUAUGUAUUGUUUCUUUUUCCCAAUCUUUAUUGUUAGAACUAUUGUGAUUUUCAGUGGCCCACUGAACGUUAUUGUUCAGUUGGUUGUCUUUUCUGUUCGGCUCCUAGACUUUGAAUUUCAAAUGCUGUGAAUUCCAUUC